AUGGCACCGGAAUCCUUCACCGGAGAUGAGAAGCCCACUUAUUUCCACUUCUACAUGCACGACGACUACGGCGGCGCGAACCCGAGCUCCGCCAAAGUCGUGUCGGGGCCUCCGGCGAUGGCGGGCGCGGGGCCGCGGUUCUUCGGCGACAUCGUGGUGCUGAACAACGCACUGACGGAGGGGCCGGAGGCGACGUCGCGGGCCGUGGGGAGGGCGCAGGGGUUCGCGGCGCGAGUGUCCAGGGACGGGACGGUGUCGGAGCUGGUGAUGACGGUGGUAUUCGAGGAGGAGGGUCCGCACAAGGGCAGCACCAUCACGGUGCUCGGCCUAGUGGAUCUCAGCCUGCCGGUGAGGGAGCUCCCUAUCGUCGGCGGCACGGGGGUGUUCCGUCUGGUGCGGGGGCAUGCCUUCACCAAGAGUCACGACUACAACCUCGACACCGGAGGGGCGGUGGAGAUGGAGUUCCACCUCAUACACAAUUAA
This is a messenger RNA of Zingiber officinale, 483 nucleotides long. RefSeq names its product dirigent protein 23-like. The record is from RefSeq and is a predicted model, not a curated record. Lineage: Eukaryota; Viridiplantae; Streptophyta; Magnoliopsida; Zingiberales; Zingiberaceae. The transcript has a single exon. Bases 1 to 483 code for a protein of 160 amino acids.